Messenger RNA from Serpula lacrymans var. lacrymans S7.9, 1022 nucleotides. RefSeq lists its product as uncharacterized. The record is from RefSeq and is a predicted model, not a curated record. Gene Ontology annotation, cellular component: cytosolic large ribosomal subunit; ribosome. The transcript has 5 exons. Bases 31 to 627 code for a protein of 198 amino acids. Lineage: Eukaryota; Fungi; Basidiomycota; Agaricomycetes; Boletales; Serpulaceae. Gene Ontology annotation, molecular function: structural constituent of ribosome; mRNA binding. Gene Ontology annotation, biological process: negative regulation of translation; translation.
ACCCUACUCGUCAGGGCCUCUUAGUCCACAAUGUCUUCCUUCUCUUCGACGUCUAUUGUGAUUGACGGCAAAGGACAUUUGCUCGGUCGAUUAGCUUCCAUUAUUGCAAAGCAAAUUUUGUCUGGCCAGAAAAUUGUGGUUGUAAGAUGUGAAGAGAUCAAUAUAUCUGGCAGUUUUUUUCGUAACAAAUUACGCUACCACAACUUUCUUCACAAGCGCCAUAUUGUUAACCCUAAAAAAUCGGGCCCCUUUCAUCAUCGUGCUCCAUCCAAAAUUCUUUUCCGUGCCAUUCGAGGAAUGACUCCACACAAGACUGCUCGCGGUGCCGCUGCCCUUGAACGUCUCAAACUAUAUGAGGGGAUGCCUAAGCCAUAUGAUCACCAGAAAAGGAUGGUAAUCCCUGCUGCCUUGCGAGUGUUGCGUCUCAAGCCUGGCAGGAAGUACUGCACGGUCAAGCGCCUUUCUCACGAGGUUGGAUGGAGGUACAAAGAGGUGGUGGAGCGCCUCGAGGAAAAAAGGAAAAUCAAAGCCCAAGCAUCCCAUGAACGCGAGCAUGCAGCCAUGAAGCUGCACAACCAGAUUGUUAGCGAGACUUUUUCCUCUAAUCUUUCAUCCUUUGGCUAUUAAAUACCGCUCCUUGAUGGUCAAUGUAAUGCUCAGUGUUUCGCGGCGUACUGCAAUGUAUCCAAUUAGAGGAGUAAAGUCUGCUCGGAUGCACUUCAUUGUUUACUGAUAUUAGCUGUUGCAUAUGAGAUUCCCUAGUUGCUCUCUAACUGUUUUUACAGGUCCCGAGUAACGUGGAGUGUGCGAUUAUAGCUAGCAAUUAAGGGUUCCUCGUGAGAUUGAGGAUAAUCCUCCUGAUUACGGUGGAUCGUGGUUCGAGAUGCCGCCUCCGGCAAGUACUUUUUAAAAACAGCCACAUAUAUAUAUACGUAGUCUUAAUCAAUUGGUUACCACGUCGCGUCAACCAGUAGUAUACGUAGCGAACAUAUGAAAUAAACAAAAAUUCUGUCAGUAGGAAA